CUAUUACUCAAAAAAUGUCUGUAUCAACACUUAGUGAAGCUCAAAGAAAAGACCUUCUUACUCCUCUGCUCUCUUCUGGCUGGAGUAUGGCUGAGAACAGAGACGCCAUUAUCAAGAAAUACGCGUUCCAGGAUUUUAAUGAAGCUUUUGGAUUCAUGACUCGAGUGGCAUUAAAGGCAGAUAAAAUGGAUCACCAUCCCGAAUGGUUUAAUGUCUAUAAUCGUGUGGAAGUGACAUUGUCUACUCAUGACUGUCAAGGUUUAUCUACCAGAGACAUUGAGCUUGCUGGCUUUUGUGAUAAAAGUGCCAAACAAUAACAAUAAAAAAAUAUACGGAGCUUUAAAAAUGCA
This is a messenger RNA of Gilbertella persicaria, 350 nucleotides long. Its product is annotated as transcriptional coactivator/pterin dehydratase. Gene Ontology annotation, biological process: tetrahydrobiopterin biosynthetic process. Gene Ontology annotation, molecular function: 4-alpha-hydroxytetrahydrobiopterin dehydratase activity. The record is from RefSeq and is a predicted model, not a curated record. NCBI's taxonomy places the organism in Eukaryota, Fungi, Mucoromycota, Mucoromycetes, Mucorales, Choanephoraceae. The coding region runs from base 15 to 317 and encodes 100 amino acids. The transcript is spliced from 2 exons.